Molecule: messenger RNA, 3548 nt
Organism: Helicoverpa zea (corn earworm)
Lineage: Eukaryota; Metazoa; Arthropoda; Insecta; Lepidoptera; Noctuidae
Gene: stai
Product: stathmin
Exons: 7
Coding region: 206-1084 (292 amino acids)
Biological process (GO): regulation of microtubule polymerization or depolymerization; neuron projection development; microtubule depolymerization
Cellular component (GO): cytoplasm; neuron projection
Molecular function (GO): tubulin binding
Source: RefSeq, a predicted model, not a curated record
UUUACGAAAGAAAACGUCUACCAUUAACUCAUAUCCUGUCUUUCUUUAGUUUAAAUUUGAUUCAAAAUAACUGUUUCAACGGCAUAAGAGAAGUUAUAAAGAUUUUGUAUCGAACAUAUCCUGAAUUAAAACUUGUUAGUCCUUUGUGUAAAGCGGACGUGUGAAUUCUUUGUUAUCCAACUUCACUAGUUCAAACAAAGACAACAUGGAAGUUGAAGCCGCUAAAUCCACCGAGAUCCGCUGCCAAGAGAUGUCUAAGGGAGGUCUGGCGUACGAGGUGAUCCUGGCCGAGCCAGUGGGAGUGCCCGUGCCUCGCCGCGCUGACUCCCCUGAGAAGACGCCCUCCGUUGAGGAGAUCCAGGAGAAAUUGAAGGCGGCUGAGGAGAGGAGACGUAGUCUGGAAGCCAGCAAGAUGGCUGCCAUCGCACAGAAGAUGCAAAAGAUAGAGGAGGCGUCUCGCAUCCGCAGCGAACAAACGAACAACUUCAUCGUCAACACCAAGGAGGCUCUGGACGCCAAGAUGGAGACGCACGAGGAGAAACGCGAGGCCUACAUCAACGAGCUGCGUGCGCGCCUCAAGGACCACUUGGAGGGUGUUGAGAAGACCAGGCUGACCUUGGAACAGCAGACGAUGGAAGUGUACAAGGCCAUCGAGGAGAAGAUGAACACCGCCGCCGACAAGCGCGACGAGAACAUCAAGAAGAUGCUUGAGCGCCUGCGCGAACAUGAAGAGCAAGUCCGCAAAGUUCGCGCUGGCAACCACGAACGCUUCCAACAGCUGGAGAGCGCUAUCCAAGAGAAGCUGCAGCAGGCCGCCGACCGCCGCUUGCUGCUCGAGGCCGAGCAGAAGGAGAAGCUGCGCAACCACAACCUUAAGCUAGCUGAGGUGCGUUCGGCCGCCACGGCUAAGGUGGAAGAAAUAACCAAAGAUAUUGAGAACAAACUCACCACUGCCGAACAGAACAGAGAGAAGGAAAUGCAGAAAAAGUUGGAUUUCGUCAAAAAGGAGGAGAGGCGCGCGGAGCUGGUGCGACAGAACAAGAGCGCGCGCGUGGACAGCGCCGCCGCCGUCACCUCCGGCUAGGCAGCGAGCACAUCCCACACCACUCUCUGUUAUACCUCCGUUACUGAACGACCGGACGUAGGAAACCAGGCUAACUAACACCCUAGGCCGGCAAUACACGAACCCCUUAAAGCAGUCAGGAGCAACAGCUUCAAGCUGCCACCGCCAGAAUCAGUGGAGUCCAUAGAAUUCUGCAGUUUACUGUGCAGUCGACAGCUUGAAGCUGCCGCCCCUAACUGCUUUAAGCGGUUCGUGUAUUCCCGACCUUAGGCCCAAAUUCGCCUACAAUAUAAACGUCAGUUUUCUUAAAACAACUGUAUACUUUGAAAAUGCAGAGUAAAUAGUUGUUUUAUGAAUAAUGGACGUUUAUGUUGUCGAUGAAAAUGGGUGUAAUAAGGUUACACUGGUUUCCCGAGUCCCAGAUGGUUGAAAAGCCAUCAGAAAUUACUAACAUUUCCUAAAGUUAAGUCGGCUUCGGUGGAACAUCUUAUCGAUAUUUGUAAUAGCAGUGCUGACAACUUUUGUCGAUAAUGUUAGUGGUUCCUGAUGAUAGGUUAAGGUCUUUUGGCUGGUCCAGUAGCAAAAUUUGUACUUCGGUGUAAAAUGGAAGCGCCACUUAGACGGCCGAUAAUGCGUCGGUGUUGUAACAUAUAAAAAUAUUGUGAUAAAAACUUAUAAAAAAAAAUAUAUUUCUCUAAUAUUGCGCACCGUACGGCAUCCUCACAAUAUUUGUGUUACACCCCCAGACGUGCUUACUUUGUGACAACAAUGUCCGCGUGAUCAUGCUUACGACAUCUUUGAUUCUAAAUUAAAUAGUUUAAGUUAAUUGUUUUCAUCGACAUUAUGGCAACAUUGCUGUACACUUUAAAUAACAAUAAUUAUGGCCUAUUUCAAAGAAUGUACUUAAUUGAAUAUGUCUUAGACGUGAUCCUAUCAACCAGCUUUUAGUAUUCCAAUGGAACACUGAAUUCGAUGAUUUGGAUCUUCUGUCUUGGCAUACUAAAACUUGGACAGUCGCACUCAGGGUUCUGUACGUAAAAGCCGCAUAUUUGCCUUUUAUUUUUAUAUGAUGAAGUGUUUAUUUGUAGACUGGCAUCUCGCAGAGGCUAGCUGUUUAGUUUAGUGCGGAACCCUCGGCAAAUUAACGAAUGAUGAGAUUUGUAAGCAAGCUGGCGGGACAGCUCGAUGGUGGUAUGACAAGUAUCCCUAAUCGUUAGUUAUAGACUUAUAUCAUUAUUUUUAAUGUUUAUCAUACGCAACAGUAUUUUUAGGGAGGUAUAAUCUAAAUUUAAGUUUCAUCACGUUCUUAUAAUUGUAUCGCCGUAACGCUAUUAACUGCCCAUUAAUGAUUAUACGAUAUUUGACGGAACUGUGUUGUGUUGGAGUCGGGAGGCGUGUGGCUGUAUGCCGUCGCCGGCGGGCCGCGACGCCACCACAUCUAGUCUGCAUUAAUAUAAGUCUGUAUCACUUCCUUUUAUGAUCUCAAUCGGUACAAUAAACAUUACCCGUCUUACCACAAAAACUUUUUAACGUCAGUUUAAGACUUGUCUAAAAAAAUGUCAAAUUAUGACGUUGACAUAUGGUUCAUUUUGGAGCCACAUUUUUUUUAGACAAGUGUAAAACAGUGGUUAAAGUUUUUGUAGUAAGACCGUACAAGUCGGAUCGUUAGAUGAUUAGUUACCCAGCGGAAGUGCCUCAGUAUAUUCGGUAUUCGGCUCUCGGAUGAUAUCAAUAAAGUGUAACGUAUAAAACUGCCUUCAUAGCGUUUUAUAUUUUUUUAAUUGUAGAUGGCGAGGGCGCCGGGCCGCGGACGUAACGGUGUGUUGGACACGAACCGCUUCUGUGAUGUUUUUGCUCUAGUGAUAUUAUGUAUCGUAUCGUUCGGUUAGGCACAAAUUAUAUCGACUCGGACGCUGAUGCGUACGCGGAGGCGGUACAACGCGGGACUGUUAAGUGAGAGUAUCCUGUAUUUUAUAGUAUAUUUUUGCCAUUCAUUUAGCGUCGGUCUGUUUUAUCGUCAAAGGUAUGAUAAUAAUUGUAUAUAAUAUUAAGAGAUGAUGUAUGUAGGCUUGGCGCGGCGGCGCGGGGCGGCUGCUUGCUGCUUCUCUGUGUUACUAACGCUGUAUGAGUAAGGGAACUAGGUGUAAGUUACUAGCUUGUUUCUCGGUGAAGAAGUGAAAACCUCUGACCAAUUUGCCUUGGGUAUUGUGUAGCCUUUUAGAUUCUCACGAUCGAGACGAAUCAUGUAUAGCGAUGCAACAUAUAGCUUUCAGAUAAUUAUAUUAUUGUUUUUCGUAAUUUUUGCGUAAUGUUAGUCACUCUCCUAUCUCUUAUUAUGGUGUUAUUAUCGUUAAUUUUUAUAUUUUAUGUGAUUAAUUAUAUUAAUGUGCUUCAGUUUGUGAGGUAUAUGAAAAUUGCUGUUUGAAGUGCAGGCAACUUUUGUAGUUUCAUUGUCGUAUUAAAUAAAGUCAUAAAUACUAAUAAA